Molecule: messenger RNA, 693 nt
Organism: Phytophthora infestans T30-4
Lineage: Eukaryota; Oomycota; Peronosporomycetes; Peronosporales; Peronosporaceae
Exons: 4
Coding region: 1-693 (230 amino acids)
Biological process (GO): regulation of ribosomal protein gene transcription by RNA polymerase II
Cellular component (GO): nucleus
Molecular function (GO): sequence-specific DNA binding; protein binding
Source: RefSeq, a predicted model, not a curated record
AUGCAAGCUCCCGGACUUGAGGAGCGCAAGAAGGCGUUGGAGAAGAAGUUUGUGGAGAAACGACCACCGCUAGCUUACGCAAAGCUAAGUGGCCGUGUGGAGGGCGACACACCGUUUGAGAAACUCAUCACGCACCUUCCAGCGGAGCUUGGGCGCGGACCUAUCUCGUCCGUGCCCGACCACCGCGUCGCUCUAGGAGAGCAGAAGGCCGUUUCAAGGCUGCACGCCCGCAUCCAGUGGAGUCAGACGGACAGCUGCUUUGAGCUUCAGUGUCUGGGAAAGAAUGGAAUGUUUGCGGACGGCAAGUUCGUGACCAAGAACCAAACCAUCAAGCUGAGCUCCAAGAUGCCGCUGAAAAUCGGCCAUGCCAGAGUUUAUUUCCUCUGCGCUAUUCGCUCCACUAUAAGCACUAUGAGCGGGUUCAAAAUUAUUCAAAAGGCAUUUGAGAAGGCCAAAUAUCACAAGGGAGUGACAACCAUGACGGCAAAUCAAGUGUGUGACCAGAUUCUGGAGAGUUUUCCUAAAAGUGAGCACGAACUUGGUGGAAAGGAACAUUUGAAGACUUUUGUCACAUCGUACUUGCAGGAAGACACGGCGGCUUUUGAGCGCGUUGCAGGGGCCUCUCCGUUACCGGUUUAUAAAAUGAAGCCGACUGACGAGGCGGCACUGAAGAAGCAGAAGAUUACUGCAUAA